GACUUGAAAAUUGCAUGGUACACUUAAGAGAUAAGAUAAAAAUAGGCCUAUUUACUUGAGAGAAACUCAAGAAUCUUAUUUAUAAAACUGACUCGAUUCCAGUCAUGAUUCAUCUUCUAUAGGAUCAUUUUCCUUAUUGCUUUUUUGAACUUAAACGACUCAAUUCACCUGAAUGUUUUUCCUUCAUAAAAAGAGCAUUUAAUUACCGAUGCGUUUUUCAAUAAAUUUCAAUUUUAACUAGUCGAUUCAAAAAGGUGCACAACAAUUUUCAUUAGUGAUUGACUUAUUUCAGUCUCAUCAGUUCGGUAACUCAGCAAGCUCUCCUAAGAGCAUGCUUAUGAAUAAUAGGUGAUUUUUAACUUUAUCGUAUGUACCUUUAGAUUUGCUGGCUAUAACUUCCUAUAGAUCCCAACCAAAAAUUUGAUGACAGGGAUUCAACAUGGAUGACAAAGACAUGGACGAGCUUAUCAGACAAAUGUUGCAGAAACCUUCCAACAUUUCCCAUCCGGCCUCGCAUACUACAAACGGGUCGUUUGACAUGACCAACGGCACGGGCGCCGGCGCAAACGGGUCGUUUGACAUGAACAACGCCACGGGCGGCGCCUCAAACGGACCGCUGGAUCCGUUGAACAACGAGACUUUGAUCAGAGAAAAGUUGAGCAGCUACUUUCUGCAGCAAAUGCUGGAGACGGAGAACCAGAAAGAUAAAGAGACAACAGCUGCAGCCAGUGCGCAGGUGCAAGCGCCUACAACUGCGCCACAAAAUGGUGCCGGCAGCGAUGUCAAAGUCGAUCUCAGUCUCCCUGAUGUUGAAAAUCUUGUGAAGCUACUUCUUCAAAAUGUGAAAGUCUCCAAUCAAGAUAAGUCAGCCCUGGAAGAAGAGAAAGCGAAGCGCAGAGCAUUGGAAUUAGAAGCCGAAGAAAUGAGACAGAAGAUCAAGAUGUUUGAGCGGUUGUCUCAACCAACAGAAGCUGCUGCAGUUCAAAAGAAAUUAGAUGCAUUCCAGGUCAACUAUUUAAAUUCGAACAAAACAGGAGAUUCCAUGCAGGCCACAAUGUCCAAAUAUAUUAAGGACCUGAUGUUAAAAGAUCAAUUGUCAAAGAAGAAGCUGUUCAGUGAUCCAAAAUGGUUUCCGGGAAGCAGCAAGGAUGCUGAACAGUCGAACACCAACCCUGGUAAAGACAAAGACAUGUUCAAGGAAAUGCUCAGAAAUCCACACAACCCCAUGCAGCCUGGUCCUUCAGGGCAGUUCCAUGGUGGUCCCAUGUAUAUGCCACAUGGAAUGCCUUACCAUGGGAAUGCUCCACCAUUUCAACAGAAUUUGCACCCAAUGGGACAUGGCGGGGCUCAUGGUAUGUAUCCUCAGCAGCCGCCUUACAUGAGUGGAUAUGGUGCACCACAUGGCAAUAUGUGGCAUGGGCCUCCACAUCCUGGAUAUCAGGGACCCAGUGUACCACAUCCUGGAUAUCCUGCACAGGGAGGGCCACACCCUGGAUAUCCGGCCCAGGGAGGACCAUUUCCUGGUCCAAAACAAGCGAUGCCACCUCAACAAGAGUCAAAGAAGAAACAGAAACAAGUUCAGCCUCAACCACAGAAUCCUCCAAAACAAAAGCAGCAGCAACAACAAAAUCAACCCAAGCAAAAACAACAACAGAAUCAACAACAAAAUCAACCCAAGCAAAAACAACAACAAAAUCAACCCAAGCAGAAACAACAACAACAACCAAACCAACAACAGAAUCAACCAAAACAAAACCAGGCACCAAACAAUCUGAAUGUUCCUCAAGGAGAGGGAAAGAAGAAGAAGAACGCCCAAAACCAGGAACAAAACAAAAAUGGUGCCCAGCCCAAACUAACAGUUCCGGUAGGAUCUUGUGUUACUCUUUCUCCCAACUCUUCAACUUCAGUGGCAGCUGCACAAAAUGGAGGCUCAAAAUCCAGCUCUGGCAUCAAGUUGACCCAGGAUGAGAUCAACAAACUGAAACAAUCGAUUCAGAUGAUGGACGCUCAGGCGGCUGCCACAGGCAAGAAGAAAAGAAACAAGAAGAAGAAGAAAGCAGGAGGUGAAGAGGGGGACGAUAGUGGAAGUGGCGGCGAAGGGGGGGAUAAGAGCAACAACUUGUCAAAGGAGGGAGGUGGUUGUGGAGGAGGAGGAGGAGAAAUGGUGAUGAAUGAGCUGGGUGGAGGAGGAGGAAAGAAGAAGAACAACAACAAUGUGGUGGAACAGAAGAAGAAGGAUGAGAAGGAGGAGGUGUUGGAGCAACCGGUAGCUGCACCAGGAGAAGGCAAAAAGAAGAAUAAAAAGAAGAAUGCUGGAGCUGAUGGAAAUCAGGCAAAUCCUGAUUUUGCACUGUAUGUUGGAGAUCGUUGGCCAUCUGUGGCUGACGUUGAGGCUGGACGUUUGCAGCUGGAUCAACCAGUCAAGAACAUUUUAAUGGUGGAUAAGACGGUGAAUGGAAAUGUGUGUUCCACUCCAAAGACAGUUCAAGACAUGCUGAUAUUCCAUAAGCUGCAUCCCACCGCUGUACUUGUCUUCACCAGUGAUUAGGUCAAUGACCUUUCACCCAUGUCAAGGUCGUAUCAAUUAACAUCACUACUGUAGUCAGCCUCCAGGGCUCAGGAGAACUCGCUCAAAAUAGUUCAAGAUGAUUGCAUACAAUUGAUGAUCAAGCUGGCAGCUUAUUUGUGACUUGUGAUUGACUGCAUGCAAUUAAUAAUCCAGCUAAAAUAAUUGUAUCUCAAACUUACAUUUGUGAUGUUUGAUGAUGAAGUACUUCACAAAUUUUUCUAUCCACUUUCAAUGUUAUCCUAUUUUAAUCUUGAGGGUCACUUUCUCCAAAAAGCUGAACUAAUUUGUAUAACAUUUAUAAGGAACAACUGAUUUAUGUAAAUAGAUUUUUUAUGAAUUCUUUAAUAGGCUAUCAUUUCAGUUUUGAUUUCAAAGACACAACAUUUAUUUCUCAAUAUACAUUUUUCUAGUGUGAGAACUUUGAAUUUUCGCUGGCAGUAAGCCUUUGCGUGUUAAUAAUUUGAAGUUGGUUGAACGCAAUAGAAAUAUGUUGUAGAACAUACAAACAAUCUCAGAAACGGAAGAUUCGAGUCUCAAAGUAAAAAGUAACAACACGCUACACUCAUUCACUUGAAAUUUAUAUUUUGUCUGGGAUUUUCCUCCCAGGAGAGUACUUUUGGAUUUACCCUGUCCGACUGGUGGCAUUUCGCGAGCCUGCACUGGUUCAUCAGUGACAUCAGUCCAAGUUAAUUUACUUUAUUUUACUUGUUCGUCAUAUUGAACUGCAUUAAGGAAGCAACGCACCCGCAGUAUAUGACACGUCAAAGUAAUGACAAUUAAUCUAAUAUAUAUAUUUAUAUUACUAAUAACCUUCAUCUAUCAAUCACAACAGAAAAGAGAACACAACCGAGAACACAUAACAUACAUUAAGCAAAAUUCAACUAACAAGGAAGUCUGCUAAUUUGUAUGGUCACAAUACAGUAAGGAAUUCCCUGAGUGUAUUUUUAACUCCCUCAAGCCCUCAAUUUCUCUGAUGUGAGAUGGGAGUGAAAUUAAUAUUUUCAUUCCCAUAUAAAACGGGCCACUCUCCAGCAGACAAAGUCUAUGAGGUGGGUAAACAAUACCUUUAAAUCUUGUAUUUUGGGGAUGACUCAACUGGUUCUCUUCAUUUACCCGUCUAUUUUUGAAAACGAAGAUUGCUAAAUCAAAUAUAUAAAUAGCAGGAGCUGCUAGCAAUUUCUUUUCUUUAAAAUAAGGCCUGCAAGAAUAUCUUCUAUUAAUCUUAUAAAUUAUCCUCACGGAUACUCUCAAAGCAAACAAGGCUCUAUUCAACUAGUGACCUUAGAAAUAUGUAGCUUCCAUUUCGAAUCACUCUCCACCAUCAAACCCAAGAAUGCUGUGGAAUCAAAAGUUUCAAUUUUAGUCUACUCUGAGUUACAGCUCGGCUCUUCCAUAGCACAAACAUCCUGCCGGACUCCAAUUGGCAUCACGUUCGUAGAACUACAUCUUCUUCCUGCAGUGUACUCUGUCGGUCCAUGCAGGCGAUUGCUGCUUGUCGCUUGUAUCGUAGUACACAUAAAAUAGGUCGUACUUAUAAGUUGGAUCAAAGUCAAUAGGACCUUCAUAAAAAAUUAAAAGAACUCUCCAAGCUCGUUGCUGCUUCUGCAACUGCUCGUGAGCUCAUGUCAACGCGCUAGUUGAAAUCGCAGCACCAAAUUACAUCAUCAUGACAGUUUGAAGAUCGUCCAAAAAAUGGCAUUUUUCUGAUUAUUUCGGCGUAGUCAACGUUUCUUUCUGCUACUUGUGAUUGACUUAUUGGCGAAUUGCUUAUUAGAUUUCCAGUCUUUUGAUAUAUGGUGGAAGAAUGUUGAAGAGUGUAACAGGAAGGCAUUCAGUCUCAGCUUGUCUCGGACAUCCGGAAAUUGUUUAGUACCCAUUCAAUGUCAUAUCAAUCACACGGAUGUGGCCACUGUCUAACCAAACAGAGGCAACAUACUCUGCUGCAGUGCACAGAGUCGCAGCUUUUAUAGUAGCAGCUACAUUAGUCUUUAGAGGAUAUUCGAGCUUCGUCCCCUGCAACCCCGGUGUGGUAGGUUGGCAGCAUCCGCGCUUCACCUAGGAGGUGGGUUUCGCCCGCUCAAUCGCUCUCUAAAACUGUAGAGUUGUGGGUAGCAGCCUCCGCGCUUAGGCUGGGAGGCGGGAUUGCCCUCCCAAUCACCUGUUAUAUCUAUACAGGUUUGGGUAGCAACCUCCGCGCUUCGUGCUCCGGCUGGGAGGCGGGCUUCGCCCCCUCAAUUGCCCUUUAAACUGUACAGGUGUGGGUAGCAGCCUCCGCGCUUUGCGCUCCGACUGGGUGCCGGGCUUCGCCUGUUAAAUCAAUACAGCUGUGGGUAGCAGCCUCCGCGCUUCGUGCUCCUUUUUUCUCCCUGGUUUGUUCAGGACACAUGUUUUCCCGGGUUCUGAAUCCUAUUAUGACUUAGAAAAUGCAGUAAAUUUCAUAUUUUUUGCAAAAGUCCACCCUCCCCCCAUAGAAUUAACUUUCGCCUGAAGUUUGCUCUCAGUCUCUGCAAUGACAAUACCAAUGACGCUGCAAGGACAAUAAUAUCGGCAUAAAUUAAUUUUUCACACCUGGUGGGAGAACUUUCUAUACCUGUAUGUUUAUUUAACGACCGCAUUGAGUUCUUACCGAUGACUGAAGUUGUUCUCCGUUUGUGGGUUUGUUCGACGAUUACUUUGUUUGCUUUCUUCAAAUAACUUGAAAUUUCAAUCAAAUCAAAUCAUAUUCUUUGAACCAUUAUAAUGCUGUACAGAUUGAGAUCGUUGGUCAACGAAAUUGAGCCGAAUGAAUAAAGAGUGAGCCAAGUCUAUCAAGUAUUCAAACUGCGAGUAAAUAAAUGUGAAUAAAGUUCCGAGUUGAGUCCAAACGGUUUCCUUGCUAGAUUGCAGAGAUGGAAGUAAGUGCUCGGUAGCCCGGAUAUUCAACUUUUGUAACAUCUGUUAUUCGACUUUCACUUUUGAAAAUGUGAAUUUAACAUAAACACUAUUGGACUGAUUAGCGGUCAGUUGUCUCUUGAUGCUGAACGAGAAUUCACUAGUCCUAAUCUAAAGUAAAAUGUGGCUGAGAUUGAUCAAUAGCAAAUGGAAUGAUUAUUCGAUUAUAUUAAUGUAAAAUAUGAGUGAGAUUGAUCAAUUU
This is a messenger RNA of Nilaparvata lugens (brown planthopper), 5702 nucleotides long. Its product is annotated as protein MLP1 homolog. Bases 440 to 2548 code for a protein of 702 amino acids. Gene Ontology annotation, cellular component: RQC complex. Lineage: Eukaryota; Metazoa; Arthropoda; Insecta; Hemiptera; Delphacidae. The transcript is spliced from 8 exons. The record is from RefSeq and is a predicted model, not a curated record.